AUGGCAAAUCAAAAAACCGUCGCAAGCGAGGAAGAAGAGAAGGUCGUGGUCGAGAAGGGAAUUGAACUCACUGGCACUGGUUAUGGCGUUUCGGUUGCUUGUGUUUUCACAUCUGCUUGCAUUAUCAGCAUUUCGGCGAGAAAAGCCCAAGAACGUAUGCCGUCAGUGUUCAACGGUAACGUUGGGUCAUCUUCGUCUAUAGCAGAAGAGUUUGCAGGAGUCGCGAUCUUUUCUGAAUCUGUCGGCCAGGGUUAG
This is a messenger RNA of Glarea lozoyensis ATCC 20868, 255 nucleotides long. RefSeq lists its product as uncharacterized. The transcript has 3 exons. Lineage: Eukaryota; Fungi; Ascomycota; Leotiomycetes; Helotiales; Helotiaceae. Bases 1 to 255 code for a protein of 84 amino acids. The record is from RefSeq and is a predicted model, not a curated record.